Messenger RNA from Actinia tenebrosa (Australian red waratah sea anemone), 602 nucleotides. RefSeq lists its product as uncharacterized. The record is from RefSeq and is a predicted model, not a curated record. NCBI's taxonomy places the organism in Eukaryota, Metazoa, Cnidaria, Anthozoa, Actiniaria, Actiniidae.
CUGAGUUGCAUAGUUUACCACUUUCUAUACCUAUGGUGCUCCUCUCGCGCUGAAACUCCUCUGUUAUUGUAGACAGCAGUUCAAUGAUACCAUAUAAUAGCAAACAUAUAUCAAUACCUUAUAAUUUUCUUCUUUUUUGACAAAGUAUACUCCAUCAAGGGUCCAAUACAUAUCAAUGGUUCUAUUGGAGAAGAUGCCUUGUUUAUGUGGAAUACGACAGAUCGAAAAGAAAUCCUUUCUGUCAGCUGGGGAAUAAGAAAGGGCAACAUCCCUGAUCCUCAGUUUAUCAGUGUUAAUGGAUAUCAUAGAAGGGUGACCAAAAACAAAGAUAUUGGCGAAACGUUGAAAAGAAGAGUAGGAUUUAUUGGAAACUUGACAAUGGGUCGUGCUUGGUUUGUGUUGAAGAACCUUAUUGUCAAUGACACUAAUGAAUACAUUGCAAGCAUCAGUGACGAUGUAUCAAGAGUUCUACCAUAUUAUGUGCGCCUAAACGUUACAGAGAAGGAGAAAGUAACAACAACAGAAGGACCUUUUCUAACCCCAGUCACUACAGCUGCUGCUCCGAAUAUUACAAGUAAGGCUUUGAUAGCUUCAGCAUAAAC